ACGCCCCGCCCUCCAUUAGCUUCCGGGAAGAAACCGGAAAAGGAAGUGUCAUCUCAGCUGUCACUGCCGCCACCAAAGCCGAAUCCUUUGUGGCAGCGCAGACUCGGGCGGCCGCCGACAGACGCCGCGAUGGCCGUCAACGUAAACGUGGAGUACUGUGGUGGCUGAGGGUACGAGCCCCGCUACCAGGAGCUGGCUGCCAACAUCUUAAAGCAGGCUCCUGGGGUGGAGGUUAUUGGCCAAGUGGGCCGGUCAGGUAGUUUUGAAGUGACCAUCAAUGGCGAGCUCAUCUUCUCCAAGCUGGAAUGCGGUGGCUUUCCCUUCGCCGAGGACAUCAUUGCAGAGGUGAAGAAGGUGCAGGGGGGCGAGAAGGUGGGGAAGGUGACGAAGAGCCAGGCCCCGUGCGUCAUCCUCUGACCACGAUAUUUGUCAGCCUUCAGCUGUACUUGAUUCAAACACUCUGCGUUCUGGCCAAUGAAGGUUUAAACUGGAAAUCAAGUCACUAGUUUAAGCUGGAAGUCUUCCAGACGUGGUGUUUUUGGAACUUGUCAGCAGCUAUUGAGACAAAAUCGUGCUUUAAUAAAUAAUGCAUGAUGAAAAUUAAGGAGCUAUUUAAUAUUUAAAGCUGAACCAGGGAAUAUAAGGACUUUCUUAAAUCGGUGCCAGAAUUUAUUUGCUGUUUGUUUACGGCUGCAUUCACAACACUGAGUGUGCCUCACUUUUUGGUGAAAAUGAAUUGGUAAUAAACCACUGCUCGUGA
Messenger RNA from Petromyzon marinus (sea lamprey), 760 nucleotides. Its product is annotated as migration and invasion enhancer 1-like. Gene Ontology annotation, biological process: negative regulation of apoptotic process; positive regulation of filopodium assembly. Gene Ontology annotation, cellular component: cytosol. Lineage: Eukaryota; Metazoa; Chordata; Hyperoartia; Petromyzontiformes; Petromyzontidae. The record is from RefSeq and is a predicted model, not a curated record.